Molecule: messenger RNA, 2816 nt
Organism: Prionailurus viverrinus (fishing cat)
Lineage: Eukaryota; Metazoa; Chordata; Mammalia; Carnivora; Felidae
Gene: ACSM3
Product: acyl-CoA synthetase medium chain family member 3
Exons: 14
Coding region: 749-2509 (586 amino acids)
Biological process (GO): fatty acid biosynthetic process; acyl-CoA metabolic process
Cellular component (GO): mitochondrial matrix
Molecular function (GO): fatty-acyl-CoA synthase activity; fatty acid ligase activity
Source: RefSeq, a predicted model, not a curated record
GUUUCUGUAUUAGUCCAGAUCUUAUGCCAAUAAUAUAAAGAUUUCCAAACUGUGUCGAGACAAUUAGAUCUUAGAUGGAAUUGGUACAAAAAUUUUUGCUUUUUAAAAUGUAUUUACACGUGCAUUUGAGAAAUAACUAGCACUAGUACUAAACCCACUAUUUCAGACACAAUGCUUAGGACAAUUAUUACAACCAUGGCGUAAAGAUGGUGGUAAGAUAUAUAAAAACUAUGACGACCAAUGAAGUUUCCCCUGUGAAUUUGGACCGUUUACUUAACCUACUUGAGCUCCAGUGUCCUCGUGAAUAUUACUUCACAAGUCUACCGUAAGAAAUAAACGUUUCUUUGAGGGCUUCAGAAACACAACACAUGGAUCUCAGAAGCAAUCUAUAAACAGGAGCCCCUGUGAUUAAUAACGGGAAAAACCCCUCAAAUGGGCAAGCUUUUCAAGCAGCGAUCUACAGCGACCCGGCAGCGAUCUACAACUCAGACUCCGCGAGAAGGCGGGAACACAGACCAGGCCACAAAACUCGCGCACGCGUAGAAGACAGGCGGCCUUCCUGCAUGCCUUUCUUUUCUCAACAGGCCCGCUUACCCUCUCUGGGGCUCGUACCUUUUCCGGCCCGUACAUGUCGUCGCCGUAUUCGUUGAGCAGACUGUAGGCCUCCUCCACGCACUUGCGCUCGUUCAUGUUGCAGAUGGAUUAGUUUCUGUGGAAACCCUGAGUGCUAACACAUCCAGCAAGACUGAUGCUACCUCUUGUCACUAUGAAGACAUUACUUCGUGCCAAGUGUUUUUGGCGCCUAGCAAUCCCUGGUUCUGUGAGAGAACUGCAUAAAGAUUAUAGAAUAGUGCCUCCUCAGAAUUUUUCCAACUAUGAAUCCAUGAAACAGGAAUUCAAACUGGAGACUCCAGAGUAUUUCAACUUUGCUAAAGAUAUCCUGGACCAAUGGACCAAUAUGGAAAAGGCUGGAAAGAGACCUUCCAAUCCAGCCUUCUGGUGGAUAAAUGGAAAUGGAGAAGAAGUGAGAUGGAGUUUUGAAGAACUGGGAUCUUUGUCUAGAAAAUUUGCCAAUAUACUUACAGAAGCCUGUGCCCUGAAAAGAGGAGAUCGAGUAAUUGUGAUUCUGCCCAGGAUCCCAGAAUGGUGGCUUGCAAAUGUAGCCUGUCUGCGAACAGGGACAGUUUUAAUUCCAGGAACCACCCAGCUGACCCAGAGAGACAUUCUCUACAGACUACAAUCUUCAAAAGCAAAGUGCAUUAUCACCGACGAAGUUUUAGCCCCCGCAGUAGAUGCUGUUGCAUCUAAAUGUGAAAAUCUGCACUCCAAGCUAAUUGUGUCUCAGAAACCCAAAGAUGGAUGGGGGAACCUCAAGGAAAUGAUGAAACAGGCCAGUGACAACCACACCUGUGUGAAAACAAAACACGAUGAGAUGAUGGCCAUUUACUUUACCAGUGGAACAAGUGGAACUCCGAAAAUGACCGGACACACCCAUAGCAGUUUUGGUUUAGGAUUAUCUGUAAAUGGAAGGUUCUGGCUGGAUUUGACACCUUCAGAUGUGAUAUGGAAUACCUCAGACACAGGCUGGGCAAAGUCUGCAUGGAGCAGUGUCUUUUCUCCAUGGAUCCAGGGAGCAUGUGUAUUUGCACAUUACUUGCCACGUUUUGAGCCAACUUCCAUCUUUCAGACACUUUCCGAGUUUCCCAUCACCGUCUUCUGUUCAGCACCGACUGCAUACCGAAUGCUUAUACAGAAUGAUAUGACCAGCUAUAAGUUCAAAAGCUUAAAGCACUGUGUGAGUGCUGGGGAACCAAUCAAUCCUGAAGUGACUGAACAAUGGAGAAACCGAACGGGUCUGGAUAUCUAUGAAGGAUAUGGACAGACAGAAACGGUGCUAAUCUGUGGAAAUUUUAAGGGAAUGAAAAUCAAGUCUGGCUCAAUGGGAAAGCCAUCUCCUGCUUUUGAUGUUAAGAUUUUAGACAUAAAUGGCAAUGUCCUACCUCCUGGAGAAGAAGGAGAUAUUGGCAUUCAAGUCCUACCUAAUCGACCACUUGGCCUUUUUGCUCAUUACAUAGAUAAUCCUACAAAAACAGCUUCAACCCUACGAGGCAAUUUCUAUAUCACUGGGGACCGGGGCUAUAUGGAUGAAGACGGGUAUUUCUGGUUUGUCGCAAGAUCAGAUGAUAUCAUAUUAUCCUCUGGUUACAGAAUUGGACCAUUUGAGGUAGAAAGUGCCCUGAUUGAGCAUCCUGCAGUUGCAGAGGCAGCUGUUGUCAGCAGCCCAGAUCCCAUCAGGGGAGAGGUAGUAAAGGCUUUUAUUGUUCUGAGCCAUGAUUACAAGUCACAUGAUCAAGAACAACUAAAAAAGGAGAUUCAGGAACAUGUAAAAAAAAUUACAGCACCUUAUAAAUAUCCCAGAAAGGUAGAAUUUAUUCAAGAGUUGCCAAAGACUAUCAGUGGGAAGAUAAAAAGAAAUGAACUAAGGAAGAAAGAAUGGGAAAUGAUUUAAAUCCAUUCCAUUCUAUUAUUUAUCAUAGUAUCUAUAAAACAAAGACUGUACAAAUACAAGAUUAUGGAGAGGUGAUUAAAAAUAUAAUAGUAUACUUGUAAAUUGUUGAUUUAAAAUGACUUAUGGUUGGGGUGUCUGGCUGGCUUAGUCAGUAGAGCAUGCAACUCUUGAUCUCAGGGUUGUACGUUCGAGCCCCACAUUGGAUGCAGGGAUUCCUUAAAAAAAAAAAAAUCUUUAAAUAAAUAUCUUGUGGUUAUAACAUCAGAGGCUGAAUUUUGAAAUAAAAUAUUCGGUGAAUUCCUCUGCA